Telopea speciosissima is the source of this 432-nucleotide messenger RNA. RefSeq lists its product as uncharacterized. The transcript has a single exon. NCBI's taxonomy places the organism in Eukaryota, Viridiplantae, Streptophyta, Magnoliopsida, Proteales, Proteaceae. The record is from RefSeq and is a predicted model, not a curated record. Bases 1 to 432 code for a protein of 143 amino acids.
AUGGAGAUAAUGAACCGGGUAUUCCAAGAUGGGCUAGACAAGUAUGUGAUUGUGUUUGUUGCUGACAUCCUGGUUGACUCAAAAUCUGAGGACGAGCAUGUGGUACAUCUCAGAAUGGUAUUGCAGUGGUUGAGAGAGAAGAAGUUGUGUGCAAAAUAUAGCAAGUGUGAGUUUUGGCUCUCACAACUAGCUUUCCUAGGCCUUGUGGUUUCAGAUGAAGGAAUCAAAGUUGAUCCAAGCAAGGUAAAGGCUGUAAUGAAAUGGGAAGCACCAAAGAAUGCGGGAAAGAUCCAUAGUUUUCUAGGAUUGGCUGGUUAUUAUCGGUGCUUUAUCGAGAACUUCUCAUACAUAUCAGCCCCCAUGACCCAAUUGAACCAAAAAGGAGUGAAAUCUGUUUGGUUUGAGGAAUGUAAGAAGAGUUUCCAGUCUUGA